GCUGGAAAAAUGGCAGCUGAUACUGCUAAAUACAGGAGUGCAGUGAGCAAAAACAAAGACCCCUCUGGUCUUCUCAUCUCUGUCAUAAGGACUCUGUCCAGCAGUGACGAUGUGGAGGACAGAGAGACGGAGAAGGGUCGGCUGGAAGAAGCCUUUGAGACAUGCGACAGGGAUUUAGAUAAACUGAUUGUUCAGCAUUAUGCAGAACUUACAACUGCCAUCCGGACCUACCAGAGCAUCACAGAACGCAUUACCAGUUCUCGCAACAAGAUCAAACAGGUGAAGGAGAACCUCCUGUCUUGUAAGAUGCUGCUUCACUGUAAAAGGGAUGAGUUGAGGAAGCUGUGGAUAGAAGGCAUCGAACACAAGCACGUGCUUCAGCUGCUGGAUGAAAUUGAAAGCAUUAAGCAGGUUCCUCAGCGCCUGGAGACCUAUAUGGCGAGCAAGCACUACCUUCAUGCCACGGACAUGUUGGUGACGGCGGUGGAGUCCCUGGAAGGCCCGUUGCUCCAGGUGGAAGGGCUGGGAGAUCUGCGGCUGGAGCUGCACAGCAAGAAGCUCAACAUGCACCUGGUGCUCAUCGACGAGCUGCACAGACACCUCUACAUCAAGUCCACGAGUCGCCUCGGACACAAAAACAAGGACAAAAAUGCUGCUCGCAUUCUAGGAUCCAUGACCAAAGACGCAUCUCCGAUGCCCGGGUUGGACAUCAGCAGCCUGUCGACCCCCCGCAAACUUUUGGAUUCAUCUCAGUUUAGCACCCCUGGAUCCAGCAGUGUGCGAGAGGAUGUCUGGGAACUCAACCAAGCAGAUCUUUCUGAGGUGGAUCCAGAGGAAAACAGCGCCGAGUUCAUGGGCAUUCUCAUCAAGGCUCUGGCCAAAUUGAAGAAACUUCCAGAGACCAUUAAAGCCAUAAUGGAUCGGCUGGAGCCGGAGCUGAAGCAGAUUGUCAAGAGGUCUACGACUCAGAUAGCUGACCACGCUUACCAGAGGGGGGAAAACCUGGCCCAGGAAAGCCAGCCCAGGCUGCUGCUGGAACUGCUGGAGCUGCUGUUUGAGAAGUUCAAGGCCGUGGCCCAGGCUCACAGCGUGGUGCUGGCCCACAUGCAGAAGAUCGCCACGCAGGGCCCGGGCCGGGCCCAGGAGGAGGAAGUCAAGCUGUACGAGCAGGCGGACGUCUCUGCCAAGAUCCAGGCCGUGCUGCAGGUCCUGCUCAUGGAGUAUCUGGACGUGAAGAACAGCCGCAGUGCCACCGAGCCGUCAGCUCAGCUCUCGUACGCCAGCACCGGCAGCGAGUUUGCUGCCUUUUUUGCAAAGAAAAAACCGCAACGUGCCAAGCAGUCGCUUUUCAAGUUUGAAUCAUCUUCCCAUGCCAUCAGCAUGAGUGCCUAUCUGAGAGAGCAGAGGCGGGAGCUGUACAGCAAGAGCGGAGAACUCCAAGGUGGUGCUGACGACAACCUGAUCGAAGGAGGGGAAAUGAAGUUUGUUUGUAAACCAGGAGCGAGAAACAUCACUGUUAUCUUCCAGCCACUUCUCAGAUUCAUUCAGGAGAUAGAGAUGAACAUGGGGCCGGGCCAAGCCAAGCAGUGCCAGCUCCGAGCUUUUCUCGCCUACUACAUCAACGACCUCUUCCUCAACCAGGUCAGGACAGAGAUCAACAAGGACAUCGAGGCCGUGAGUAAAACCGCCGACCCCUUGAAGAUCCUCGCGAGUGCUGACACCAUGAAGCUGCUGGGAGUCCAGAGGCCCGUGCUGCAGAGCACGGUGGUUGUGGAGAAGUCUAUCCAGGAUCUAAUGAGCCUGAUGCAGGACCUGAGUGCCUACUCCAACCAGUUCCUGGAGAUGGUCUGCGACAAGCUCAAAGAGUACAAGGAAAUCUGCAACACGGCCUACAGGGGUAUCGUCCAGUGUGAAGAAAAACUAACAAUCAGCGCUUCCUGGUCUAAAGACGAGGACAUCAGUCGCUUACUGCAGUCCCUGCCCAACUGGGCCAACAUGACCCAACCCCGACAGGCCCGGCAGAAGAGGGAGGAUGAGGAGGAUUUCACACGGGCCGCCUUUGCCAAGGAGUCGGAGGUUCUGACCGGGAACCUCGGGGACAAGCUGAUACCUCAGAACGAGAUCCUGCGGGACGUCAGCGACCUGAAGGCUCUGGCCAAUCUCCACGAGAGCAUGGAGUGGCUCGCCGGUCGUCUCAAGACGUUCUUCGCCAACCUACCUCAGGCCUCAACUGCUUCUCCGUGCUCGGCGGACAGCCAGGUGCUGGGCGAGAGCGAGCGGAGCCGGGAGCAGAUCCUGCAGACGCUCAGCGACCUGUCCCGGGGCUUCCAGGACAUCGCCGACCGCUGUCUGCUGGCGCUGCAUCUGGAGAUCAGGGUGCAUUGUUUCCAUUACCUGAUCCCCCUGACCAAGCAAGGGAAUUACGCGAUUGUGGCGAAUGUGGAGAGCAUGGACUACGACCCCCUGGUGGUGAAACUGAACAAGGACAUCUCUGCGAUAGAGGAGGCGAUGGGAGCCGCCUUGCAGCAGCACAAGUUCCAGUACAUAUUUGAAGGGCUCGGUCAUCUGAUCUCCUGUAUUCUGAUCAACGGGGCUCAGUACUUCAAGAGGAUCAGCGAGUCUGGGAUCAAGAAGAUGUGCAGGAACAUCUUUGUCCUCCAGCAGAACCUGACCAACAUCACCAUGUCCAGGGAGGCCGACCUCGACUUCGCCAGGCAGUACUACGAGAUGCUGUACAACACGGCGGACGAGCUGCUGAACCUGGUGGUGGACCAGGGCGUCCGCUACACGGAGCUGGAGUACAUCAACGCCCUGUCGCUGCUGCACCGCAGCCAGACCGGCGUGGGAGACUCCAGCACCCAGAACACGCGGCUGCAGCGGCUGAAGGAAAUCAUCUGUGAGCAGGCCGCCAUCAAACAGGCCACCAAGGACAAGAAGAUCACCACGGUGUAGAGGAGGGUGGAAACGGCUGGAAUAACGGAGUUAUUGUCCCAUCA
This is a messenger RNA of Cololabis saira (Pacific saury), 2996 nucleotides long. It is a transcript of the gene exoc4, whose product is annotated as exocyst complex component 4. Gene Ontology annotation, cellular component: exocyst; synapse; growth cone membrane. Lineage: Eukaryota; Metazoa; Chordata; Actinopteri; Beloniformes; Belonidae. The record is from RefSeq and is a predicted model, not a curated record. The transcript is spliced from 20 exons. Gene Ontology annotation, biological process: chemical synaptic transmission; Golgi to plasma membrane transport; exocytosis. The coding region runs from base 10 to 2952 and encodes 980 amino acids.